Molecule: messenger RNA, 1029 nt
Organism: Myotis davidii
Lineage: Eukaryota; Metazoa; Chordata; Mammalia; Chiroptera; Vespertilionidae
Product: probable ATP-dependent RNA helicase DDX53
Exons: 1
Molecular function (GO): RNA binding; ATP binding; RNA helicase activity
Source: RefSeq, a predicted model, not a curated record
GGUGAUUCCGAAGCAGACGUAAACAUUUUUGGCAGCAAGGAAAUGCAAGCAAAGGCCAAAGCAGUUAUAGAGACUAUUGUUGAAAGACAAGGAAGCAACUACCAAUAUUCAGAAUGCACUGUUAAUAAUGCUGCAACCCAACCAGCUGUUGCAAGAGACUUAACCACAGUUAACACUGUUAGAGAAGUUCGACCAUUCAUAGACUGGGAUCGAAUUAAGGCAAGAGCGACAGACUGGGAAACAAGAAGAUGGGAAGGCUUAGCACCAAUUAAAAAAGACUUUUACAUAGAAUCCAAAGCAACAAGUUCUCUGUCUCAAAUGCAGGCAGACCUUUGGAGGAAGGAACAUUUCAAUAUAAUUUGUGAUGAUUUGAAAGAUGGUGAAAAACGGUCUAUCCCCAACCCAACUAUUAAAUUUGAGGACGCUUUCCAGAAUUAUCCUGAAUUAAUGAAAUACAUUCAAAAAGCAGGGUUUCAAAAGCCAACGCCAAUUCAAUCACAGGUGUGGCCGAUUGUUCUACAAGGGAUAGAUCUUGUAGGAGUCUCCCAGACGGGAACAGGCAAAACUUUGUCUUAUUUAUUGCCUGGGCUUAUUCACAUCAAUUCUCAACCAACACCCAGAGAACAGAGGAACGGUCCCGGCAUGCUAGUCCUUACACCGACUAGAGAAUUAGCUCUCCAGGUACGAAAUGAAUGUUCUAAGUAUGCAUAUAAAAAUCUUAAAAGUAUUUGUAUAUACGGCGGUGGAAGUAGACAACAACAAAUAAAAGACGUUGCCAAAGACAUAGACAUCAUUAUUGCAACUCCUGGGCGACUGCAUGAUCUGCAAAUGAAUAAUUUUGUCAACCUUAGAAGCAUAACCUACUUAGUCUUAGAUGAAGCUGAUAAGAUGCUAGAUAUGGGAUUUCAACCUCAGAUAAUGAAGAUUUUAUUAGAUGUGCGCCCAGAUCGGCAAAUGAUUAUGACAAGUGCAACUUGGCCAGAUGCCAUUCGUCGACUUUCACAAACUUAUUUGAAAGAGCCUAUGAUC